This is a messenger RNA of Syzygium oleosum, 1655 nucleotides long. Its product is annotated as ent-kaurenoic acid oxidase 2-like. Gene Ontology annotation, biological process: brassinosteroid biosynthetic process; sterol metabolic process; brassinosteroid homeostasis. Lineage: Eukaryota; Viridiplantae; Streptophyta; Magnoliopsida; Myrtales; Myrtaceae. The record is from RefSeq and is a predicted model, not a curated record. The transcript is spliced from 9 exons. The coding region runs from base 47 to 1402 and encodes 451 amino acids. Gene Ontology annotation, molecular function: iron ion binding; oxidoreductase activity, acting on paired donors, with incorporation or reduction of molecular oxygen; monooxygenase activity.
CGCACACUGAAAAUAGGUACGAUAUUGAUUAAGGGAGAGUGCACCAAUGGAAGCGUGGCUAGGUUGGAUUCUGGGGCUCAUCCCACUUCUAGGUUGGUUGUUGUGGUGGUGGAAUGAGAUUUGGUAUGCGUUGCCAGUCAAGCGAAGCUGUUCCAUUGCCGGUGUGAAGUUGCCGCCAGGACACAUGGGGUUUCCCUUCUUUGGAGAACUCUUCACCUUCCUCUGGUACUUCAAGAUUCUUCGCCGCCCAGACGAGUUCAUAAGCUCUAAAAGACGGAAGUAUGGUGAUGGAGUAGGAAUGUACAGGACCCACCUCUUUGGAUCGCCUUGCAUCAUAGCAUGCUUCCCAUCAGUGAACAAGUUUGUCUUCCGAGCCGACGACAAAUUCAUCCUGGAAUGGCCGAAUGUUGAUCUUAUGGGCGCCACUUCUCUGGUGGCGGUUAACGGAAAGGCACAUGCCAGGCUCAGGAGCUUUGUCUUGAAUGCCAUUAACCGACCCGAUGCUCUUCGCCGAAUAGCUGCUUUGGUACAGCCUCGUUUGGUUGCUGCCCUUGAGCUGUGGGCCCAAAAAGGCAGAAUCGUCGCUUACCAUGAAACUAAGAAGGUGACCUUAGAGAACAUCGGGAAACUGUUUGUGAGUUUUGAGCCGGGGCCGCAAUUGCAUAAGAUCGAUCGGUUACUUCAUGAUAUGGUUAAAGGGAUGAGAGCUCAGCCACUCAAUUUCCCCGGAACUGCAUAUCACCGUGCUCUGCAGUGCCGGAAGAAGGUCGAGGCGAUUUUUAGGGUCGAGAUAGAGAAGAGGAAAAGCCAAAGCGAAGAAACUGUUACCGAUCUUAUGGACGGGAUCCGACAAAUCAAAGAUGAGGAAGGCAAAAAACUAUCUGACCAAGAAGUGCUAGAUAACAUCAUUGCCCUUGUGGUCGGCGGUUAUGAGUCCACUACACUUGCAUCGAUGUGGGCUAUUUACUAUCUUGCCAAGUAUCCCAAUGUUCUAAAAAAACUCCAGGAAGAGAACAUGUCCAUUAGCCAGAACAAGAAUGGUGGGUUCAUCACAAUCGAAGACAUCUCGAACAUGAAAUAUACUAACAAGGUGGCGGAGGAGACAAUAAGAAUGGCUAAUGUUGCGGCUUUUAUAUUCAGAUUAGCCACAAAGGACAUCGACUACGAAGGUUAUAGGAUACCAAAGGGAUGGAAAGUGAUUCUGUGGCUCCGAUACCUGCACACAAAUCCGGAAAACUUUGAUGACCCCUUGUGCUUUAAUCCUGAUAGGUGGAAUGAAUCUGUGAAGCCGGUGGCAUACCAAGUGUUUGGCGGGGGAUCGAGAAUCUGUGCAGGAAACAUGCUUGCGAGGAUUCAACUGGCGAUUUUACUGCAUCAUUUAUCAGUAGGAUACAAGUGGUAGUUGCUCAACUCAGACCCGGGUUUCGUCUAUCUUCCGCACCCUGCACCAGCUGAUAAAGUUGAAGUUAGUUUCUGCAAGCUAUGAGGACUCAUCCUGGCUACAACUUGAAAACUGCACUAGGCUUGAAUAAUUGAGUCAUGUUGGUCUCAUCGUUUGUAUGCCUUAUCUUAUUUUGUUUCAAGCGAAGCAGUACCGAAAGAAAUAAUUUGAAAGUGCAACUUCACUAGGCUUGAAUAAUUGAGUCAUGUUGGUC